This is a messenger RNA of Telopea speciosissima, 1488 nucleotides long. Its product is annotated as mitochondrial adenine nucleotide transporter ADNT1-like. The transcript is spliced from 8 exons. The record is from RefSeq and is a predicted model, not a curated record. Bases 145 to 1218 code for a protein of 357 amino acids. Lineage: Eukaryota; Viridiplantae; Streptophyta; Magnoliopsida; Proteales; Proteaceae. Gene Ontology annotation, biological process: transmembrane transport.
AAACAACAGAGUAGCGAGACUCUGAGAGUGAUAUGGAGAUUGCUACUCUCGGGUAAUCUCCGCAGAUCCUAUCGAUCCUCUUCGAGCGGACUGAAUUCUUGUUUAACUUGUCAGGCAAGGGUUUUUCUUAUUUGAUACAAUUCAAUGGCUUCUGAAGAUGUGGUUGGGAAGACAACGGGUGAGUCGGCCGUUUCAACGAUCGUCAAUCUUGCUGAAGAGGCAAAGCUUGCCAGGGAAGGAGUUAAGUCUCCAGGUCCUGCCGUACUCAGUAUAUGCAAGUCUCUUGCUGCUGGAGGAAUCGCUGGGGGAGUUUCACGUACUGCUGUUGCUCCAUUGGAACGGAUGAAAAUUUUACUCCAGGUUCAAAAUCCGCAUAGUAUAAAGUAUAACGGAACAAUUCAAGGUUUGAAGUAUAUAUGGAGAACCGAAGGUUUCCGAGGACUGUUCAAGGGCAACGGUACCAAUUGUGCUCGUAUUGUCCCAAACUCGGCAGUCAAGUUUUUCAGUUAUGAGCAAGCAUCUCAGGGCAUUUUGUGGCUUUAUCGGCAGCAACCGGGCAAUGAGGAUGCUCAGUUGACUCCUCUUUUACGCCUUGGAGCUGGAGCAACAGCUGGAAUUAUUGCUAUGUCAGCAACUUACCCGAUGGACAUGGUACGAGGCAGGCUUACUGUGCAGACAGAGAAGUCCCCUUACCAGUACAGAGGGAUGUUCCAUGCCCUAAGAACUGUCCUCGUGGAAGAAGGCCCACGGGCUUUGUACAAAGGCUGGCUUCCUUCUGUGAUAGGAGUUAUUCCAUAUGUGGGUCUCAACUUUGCCGUGUAUGAAUCUCUGAAGGAAUGGCUGGUCGAAAGUAGAUCAUUUGGACUAGCAGAUGGUUCUGAGUUGAGCGUGACAACAAAGCUUGCUUGUGGAGCUGCUGCAGGAACUGUUGGCCAGACAGUUGCUUACCCACUUGAUGUUAUUCGCCGACGAAUGCAGAUGGUGGGCUGGAAGGAUGCUUCUUCAAUUGUCACUGGCGAUGGUGGGGGCAAAGCAGCACUUGAAUAUUCUGGCAUGGUAGAUGCAUUCCGAAAGACAGUUAGGAACGAGGGCUUUGGAGCAUUGUACAAGGGCUUAGUCCCCAACUCAGUGAAGGUGGUUCCAUCUAUUGCGAUUGCGUUUGUGUCAUAUGAGAUGGUGAAGGAUGUUCUUGGAGUUGAGGUGAGAAUAUCAGACUGAAGCAAGAAAUCUAAGGAUAGCUGUUGAACUGUUAUGCUAUUUUUGUAGACGAAGGAAAGAGAGGAGGUGAAAUAGCGGUUAGGUCGAAAAAAAUUUCCCUACAGAAUGUGGAAAAUGUGAACCCCAAUUAGCUACUUUUGAUAAUCUAGAUUCCAUCUUUCCAGUCUCUCCCUCCCCCUUCAGUACAUGCUUUAGUGUUUUUUAAGCUUCUCUCAUUCAUCUGCCGUGGUAAUAAAAGAGUUGUAAGGAACAUAAGACGUUUGGCAUUUU